Prunus armeniaca (apricot) is the source of this 294-nucleotide messenger RNA. The record is from the annotation of a GenBank genome assembly. NCBI's taxonomy places the organism in Eukaryota, Viridiplantae, Streptophyta, Magnoliopsida, Rosales, Rosaceae.
AUGGAGAGUCAGAAUGCAGACAAAUGGAGGGAAGCAAUGUUGAAUGAACUCGAAAGCAUGAAGAAUAAUUCAAUAUGGGAAUUAGUUGAACCUCACAACAUCCAUAAAUUGGUAGGCUCGAAAUGGGUAUUUAAAACGAAAAAUGAUAAGGAUGGAAGAGUCGAAAGAUUUAAGGUUAGAUUGGUAGCAAAAGGAUUCACUCAAAGGAAGGGAAUUGACUACACUGAGACGGUUUCUCCAAUUUCCACCAAAAAUUCUUUCCGCAUCAUUAUGGAUUUGGUGGCAUCAUUAUGA